Messenger RNA from Suncus etruscus (white-toothed pygmy shrew), 591 nucleotides. It is a transcript of the gene CHP2, whose product is annotated as calcineurin like EF-hand protein 2. The record is from RefSeq and is a predicted model, not a curated record. The transcript is spliced from 7 exons. The coding region runs from base 1 to 591 and encodes 196 amino acids. Gene Ontology annotation, molecular function: calcium ion binding. NCBI's taxonomy places the organism in Eukaryota, Metazoa, Chordata, Mammalia, Eulipotyphla, Soricidae.
AUGGGCUCCCACAGCUCCCGCGCCGCGAUCAUCCCCGGCGUGGAGGACAUCCAGCGGGAGACGGGCUUCUCCCAGGCCAGCCUGCUCCGCCUCUACCACCGGUUUCGAGCCCUGGACAGCAACAAGAAGGGCUACCUGAGCCGCGUGGACCUGCAGCAGAUAGGGGCGCUGGCUGUGAACCCCUUGGGCGACCGCAUUAUAGACAGUUUCUUCCGUGAUGGGAACCUGAAGGUGGAUUUCCGGGACUUUGCCCGCGUCCUCGCUCACUUUCGGCCAGUGGACGAGGAGAACUCGGGGAACCGCAAUCCGGAGGAUCCCGAACCCCUCAACAGCAGGACCAGCAAACUUCUCUUCGCAUUUCAACUUUAUGACCAGGACAGAGAUGGGAAGAUCUCAAGGCACGAGAUGCUGCAGGUUCUCCGGCUGAUGGUUGGGGUGCAGGUGACAGAUGAACAGCUGGAGAGCAUCACUGAUCGCACAGUGCAGGAGGCAGAUGAGGAUGGAGAUGGGGCUGUGUCCUUCCUGGAGUUCACCAAGUCUGUAGAGAAGAUGAACAUCGAGCAGAAAAUGAGCAUCCGGAUCCUGAAGUGA